Messenger RNA from Salvelinus fontinalis (brook trout), 2460 nucleotides. It is a transcript of the gene asgr1a, whose product is annotated as asialoglycoprotein receptor 1a. The coding region runs from base 111 to 1034 and encodes 307 amino acids. The record is from RefSeq and is a predicted model, not a curated record. Lineage: Eukaryota; Metazoa; Chordata; Actinopteri; Salmoniformes; Salmonidae. The transcript has 8 exons.
AAUAUCUAGAGAAUAGAACUAUAAUAUCUAGAGAAUAGAACUAUAAUAUCUAGAGAAUAGAACUAUAAUAUCUAGAGAAUAGAACUAUAAUAUCUAGAGAAUAGGUUGUGAUGAAAGAAGCUGUGGAGCUGGGGUCCGUCCAGGGGUCUGUUAUUACGACUACAGAAUAUCAUGACGACUUUCAAAAUACAGACACCAGCGACAACCGACCCUUCUGGACCAAAGAGCAGGAGUCGGGGUUAGGCCUAGCGCACCGAUCAGGCCGAGGGAGAUGGAUGUGGGCGGGGCCUGUUCUGUCUGCUUUCUUCCUAUUGGCUCUGAUCAUCUUUAUGUCCGUCAGCAAUAAGAAAACAGACAGCAGGUUCUCGUCAGUAGAAAAGACUGUUGCCAACCUGAGUACGGCUGUUCAGACGGUCAUCACCGCUCUACAACAGAGCAAGGCCUCAGAGGCGGAGCUGCAGAAGGAGAUUGGAAGGCAGAAGUCCACCAUGGAAAUGACACAACGAAAGCUGGAUUCAGUGUUUGAGUCGGUGAAGGAGUUGGAUCAGUUGGAGUCUCUUCGUUCUGCUGUAGCCGGAUUGAAGUGUUCCUUAGACAGAGUCCUGCACAAUGACACUGUGGCAGGGUGCUGUCCACUAGGCUGGGUGUUGUCUGGCUCCUCCUGCUACCUCUUCUCGUCUGGCGUGUUGCCAUGGAACCAGGCUAGAGUCUUCUGCUCUGACCACAAUGCCCAGCUGGCUGUACUGAAGACUGAACAGGACUGGGACUUUGUAACAGACAGUACCAAGCCGCUGUUCUUCUGGGUUGGACUGUCAGAUGAAAGGACAGGAGAAUGGGAGUGGGCGGAUGGAACACCUUACAUCAUGGACCGCAGCCAGUGGAAGCCGGGCCAGCCUGAUAACUGGAAAGGUCAUGGUCUGGGUGGGACAGAGGACUGUGCUAUGAUACACACCAACGGACAACUGAAUGAUGAUCACUGUUCCCGUAGUUACCGCUACGUCUGUCAGGGACACACACUGACACACACUCACUGAUACACACAUAACUCACACACUGACACACACAUCAACAAGCUCUCACAGUCUCAGUGUAGAAUUAGACUUGUAUCCGCGUUCUCCAAACGUUAUACUUCGAAGUGUUUUUGACACCCUGGGUUGACCCCUGCUCAGCAUCGUUCAGUUUCACCAAACGUCAAAUAUAUAAGAUUAAGGGUUAAAGUUUGGGAUAGGGUAAAAAAGACAUAUACUGAACAAAAAUAUUAAUGCAACAUGGAAAAUGUUGGUCCGAUUUUUCAUGAGCUGAAAUAAAAGAUCGUAGAAAUGUUCGAUAAGCACCAAAAUCUGAUUUCUCUCACAUUUAUUUCACAAUGUGUUUCCAUCCCUGUUCGUGAACGUUUCUCCUUUGACAGGAUAAUUCAUCCACCUGACAGGUGUGGCAUAGCAAGAAUCUGAUUACACAGCAUGAUCAUUACACAGGUGCACCUUGUGCUGGGGACAAUAAAAGGCUCCUGAAAUGUGCAGUUUUGUUCCACAAUACAAUGCCACAACUCAAGUUUUGAGGGAGCGUGUAAUUGGCAUGCUGACUGCAGGAAUUUCCACCAGAGCUGUUGUCAGAGAAUUGAAUGUGAAUUUCUCUACCAUAGCAACAUCAUUUUAGAGAUUUUUGCAGUACAUUCCACCGGCCUCAUAACCUCAGUACAUGUGUACCCACGCCAGCUCAGGACCUCCACAUCCGGCUUCUUCACCUGAGGGAUCAUCUGAGGAUAGAGAGGGGGUGCUCAGGAGUAUUUCUGUGUGUAAUAAAGCCCUUUUGUGCUGAAAAAAAUAAUUCUGAUUGGCUGGGAAUGCCCCCCACAGUGGGUGGACCUGGCUCCCAAGUGGGUGGGCCUAUGCCCUCCCAGGCCCACUCAUUGUUGCGCCUCUGCCCAGUCAUGUGAAAUCCAUUGAUUAGGACCUAAUUUAUUUAUUUCAAUUGAUGGUUUUCCUUCUAUGAACCGUAACUCAGUAAAAUCUUUGAAAUUGCUGCAUGUUGCGUUUAUAUUUUUGUUCAGUAUAAAUAAAAAAAUACUGGGAUCAAAUACCCGACCUUCUGAUGCAGAGUUAUGCUCGUACAGUUGAUUGUUCUCAUUGCCCAUAGUGCCUGGUUUUUAAGGUAUUUCUCGAUGUCCUCUGGACAGACGUCCAAUUUCAAAGUCGAUCUCCCUGCACACACACACACACACACACACACACACACACACACACACACACACACACACACACACACACACACACACACACACACACACACACACACACACACACACACACACACACACACACACACACACACACACACACACACCUACGGCAAUGUCUCCCCACAUAAACAGCCUAGGUUCUGAUGUUCUGAUAUUAAACCACUACAACACGUGUCAACAUGUCUGAUGUUCUGAUAUUAAACCACUACAACACGUGUCAA